Messenger RNA from Podospora pseudocomata, 1935 nucleotides. RefSeq lists its product as uncharacterized. Gene Ontology annotation, biological process: cyclic threonylcarbamoyladenosine biosynthetic process. Gene Ontology annotation, molecular function: ubiquitin-like modifier activating enzyme activity; tRNA threonylcarbamoyladenosine dehydratase activity. Bases 418 to 1935 code for a protein of 505 amino acids. The transcript is spliced from 3 exons. Lineage: Eukaryota; Fungi; Ascomycota; Sordariomycetes; Sordariales; Podosporaceae. Gene Ontology annotation, cellular component: mitochondrial outer membrane. The record is from RefSeq and is a predicted model, not a curated record.
AAAAAGUUCAGAGUGAGUUUAUUGAGGUUUUGAUCAACUGUGAAAGAAUGCAGUUGGACGUUGGAAAAGACACCAACACCAACGGCGUCAACAGGGGGCCAGAAUGCCGGAGCUUAAGAUCGCCUCUAACCCAGGUAGGGAUAGUGGCACUUGGCUAUCAGCUCACAGAUAUCCGGCAGGCAACUAAGGCUUAGACCCCUGUCUCAACGCCAAUGACGAGACCCAACUGGAGAAAGUUUGGAUCACUUUUUUGCGGCCAAAAAGUCGAGUUUUGCGACAGCAUACCAAAGUAUUUCGGGCCAAUAUCCAAGCGCAGCGCACCUUCGUCUCGCUUUCUACCAUAUAUACGAGGAAAUGAUGCAAUGAACACCUAACCAACGCGAUACCCCAUCAAAUUACUCUUCUCCCACAUCCACAAUGUCAUCCCUCACCAGCAACAACAAGGUGCAACUAGCCGCAACAGCCGUCGUCUCCGCAGCCGUCGCCGCCGGCGCAAUCCUUAGCUACCAACGACUCCAAAAAGACUCACGGCUCAACCGCUUAAAGCAGUCCAUCCCCAACCCGGGCGACGACGAAUCCGGCGUCCAAAAACUCACCCGCGUCGGCCCCCUCCCCAAACCCGACAAAGAAGACGAACACAACUUCCUCCUCGCCCAGCGCGCCCAAGCAGGCGACUUCGAUGACGAGCUUAUCCUCGAGCAGCUCGCCCGCAACCGCGUCUUCCUCUCCGACCAAGGCCUCUCCAAACUCCGCAAUUCCUUCGUGAUCAUCGUCGGCUGCGGCGGCGUCGGCUCCCACGCCUGCGCCGCCCUCUCCCGUUCCGGCGUGAGCAAAAUCCGCCUCAUUGACUUUGACCAAGUCACCCUCUCCUCUCUCAACCGUCACGCCGUCGCCACCCUCGCAGACGUCGGUCUCCCCAAAGUCCAGUGUCUCCAGCGCAGGUUGUGCGCCAUAACACCGUGGACAAAGUUUGAUCUGAGGCUUCAAAAGUUUGAUGGGUCGGUGGCGGGGGAUCUACUCGGGGAUUGGGAAGGCGGGCAGAGGCCGGAUUUUGUGAUUGAUGCAAUUGACAACAUUGAGAGCAAGGUCGAGCUGCUCAAGUACUGUCACGACAAUGGGCUGCCUGUGAUUUCGGCCAUGGGGGCGGGCACGAAGAGCGAUCCCACCAGGGUGAUGGUGGGGGAUAUCGGGGCGAGUUUCGAGGAUGGGCUUUCCAGGGCGACGAGGAGGAAGCUGAAGCUUUUGGGGGUCACGAGCGGGAUUCCGGUGGUGUACUCGACCGAGAAGAUGGGCGAGGGCAAGGCGGCGCUUUUGCCGCUGUCGGAGGAGGAGUUCAAGAAGGGGGAUGUUGGGGAUUUGGGUGCGCUGCCGGAUUUUAGGGUGAGGAUUCUGCCCGUGUUGGGAACUAUGCCGGCGGUUUUUGGAUAUGUGGCUGCGAAUCAUGUCAUUUUGAAGAUCACCGGCUACCCAAUGGACUACCAACCCGCCAAGGCCCGCGACAAGAUGUACGAGGCCAUCCUUGCCUACGUCCAGGCCAGCGAGGAGAAGGUGGUGCGCAUGAUCGAAGGAGGCCGCACCGACGUCUGCGUCGGUCUCAAGGUGCCCAUCACACCCGGAGACAUCGCCUUCUUGGUCGAAGAGGCCUUCAGAGGCAGAAGUGCCGUGACCGGCGUCCCCACAAAGCUCAUGCUCAUCCGGUGGAGGAAGCCCGCCACCACCACCCUCGUCCGCAUCGGCGAGGGCAAAGACGAGCAAAAGUCUUCCAACCUCAGGCUCCGUGACUUGGUCUGCAUGACCAAGGAGGAGGCUGUCAGGCAUCAGAAAGAGGUGCUUUUGGGCGGCAAGUCUCUCGAGGACCUCUACAGCCAAGAGGUCAUCGAGCUCGUGGAGAGGCAGCAAAAGGAGGCCGAGGCCUAUGAACGGCACAGGCCUUGA